Molecule: messenger RNA, 2327 nt
Organism: Prorocentrum cordatum
Lineage: Eukaryota; Dinophyceae; Prorocentrales; Prorocentraceae
Source: the annotation of a GenBank genome assembly
GGUGCCCGCUUGCGCGCUCCAUGCAACCGUGCAGGGCCCGUCGCGAUGGUGCCAGCGGGCUGUGGCGCGCGGGCCUCUCGGAGCAGGCGGCGCUCGCCGUGAGCUCGGACUCGGAGUCCGCCCGCUCGCGCUCGCCCCGGCGCUCCCGCGGCGGCGCGGCGCACGCCGUGGCGCUCGAGGUGCUCUCCAGCGGCGACGAGUCGCCCAGCAUCGGCGCAGCCGCGGCUGGCGCCAUUGCUCCAGCCAGCGCGUGCCUCGGCCUGGAGGGCGAAGGCGGCCCCUGCGCCUUCGCGCGCGGCGGGCCCGGGCCAGAGGGGGCGCUGCCGUCCGUGCUGAGCCUGCUCGGCGCCACCCGGCGUGGCGGGCUGCCCGCCGCCGCCUGGCAGGUGCUGCGGCCAGGCCGCGGGCGCGGGCGCGGGGGCGGCGGCGCCGCGGGGAGGGGCAAGGAGAAUUGUGCUCCGCGCGCCCGUGCCGACGAUGCGGAGCUACCCAGCGAGGUGGCCCUGGCGACCGCCUGCGGGUGUGCCCCCUGCGGGCCCCAGGCUGGCGCGGCGGUGGCGUGCGCGCGCACGGCUGGGGGACCGCCAGCGCCGCAGGCGGGCAGCAGCGGGCGGCGCCAGGGCAGGGAGCCAGUUCGCGGCUUCAGCUUCGGGGCCGCCCAGCAGGAGGGGCUGCCCGUCGCUGCUUCCGCGGGAGGGUCGAGCAUUGUCGUGGAGGCGUUCGUCACCGUUGCGGGAGCCCAUGGCUCUAGGGGCUCAGUGACCACUCCCACGAGCAUGGAAGAGCUGCAGGAGGCCGUGCCUGUGUCCUUUGUGCCAUCCUUGCUGCCCAUAGCGUUCGCAGACCACCUCCUCCGGGUCUUCAUGGAUGAGGCGCGGAGCUGGCACACUUCGAAGCGCUGGUUGUACGACAAGGAGAUCGAGAGUCACCGCUUGCAGUCUGGCUUCGGCUUUGAGCGUGGCGGGAAGCAGGGGUUCAGCCGACGUUGGGAGGCAGCAGGCUUCGGCGACGACCUGCGUCACCUCCGCGCCGUGAUCGCCCGCGCGACUCAGCGGGAGCGUGCCCUGCUGCGUGAGGCUUGGCGGCCGAGGCAGGGUUACCCUGCAGGAGCCUCCGCGGCAGUCGCCACGGCGGGACAAGCUGCGGGCCAGGGCGUGGAGAGGCCCGUGGAGGGCUUACGGCCGCUCAGCGCGAGCGAGCUGGCGCAGGAGACCGUGAAGCUGGCCAGCCGCGGGCAGCGCCUCUGCGCCGAGAGCGCCGAGUGGCUCGUGCGGUACGCUCACGAGACUCUCCGCGAGAAGGGGCACCGCUGGGAGCCCAACUACGCGGUCGGCAACCUCUACGUCGACGCAGGCGACUUCCUGGGUGCCCACAGCGAUCCUGUCGAGUCGAUAGGCCCGUGGGCGAUCGUCGGCUCCUUCACACUCGGGGCUGCGCGGCAGUUCCGAAUGAAGCCGGUCGGCACGGUGCGCGCGAAGGGCCCUGGCGGUGGCCGAGUUACAUCGUACAGCAUCCGGCUCCCACACAACAGCCUCCUGAUCUGUUGGGAGGGCUUCCAAGAAUUCUGGCGCCACGAGGUGCCGAAGGACAAGGGGCUGUCCGCCCACCCCAUCGCUGGCCCAGCGCGCCUCAAUUUCACGUUCCGCAAGACGGUAUUCUCCGUGGCCCGCCGGCGGCCGCUGUGCCAUUGCGGGCGCAAGGCGCGCCUGAAGCCCGUCCUGAAGGAGUCGUCCCGCCACCGCGGGCGCUACUUCUGGGCGUGCAACAGCCCGCGGGCGCGGCCUGGGGAGUACUCCACCUGCGACUUCUUCAAGUGGGACGACGAGCUGCUCUCGGAGCAGGCUGCGGGCCUGGGCGGCGCCGCGUGCGCCGGCCGAGCGCCCGUCGCGCGGCGGCCCGAGGGCCCCGCCGGCGGCCCCGCGCGGGCCCCCGCCGCCGCGGUGGCCUCCGGCAUGCCGCCGCGCCGGCCCUCCGCCGCGCAGCGGGCGGCGCAGCACGCGGCGGGCCCGGGGGGCGCCGCGUGCGCGCCUCCGCCGCGGGCGCCCGCUGCGCUGCGGCCGCCGGCAGGCCUCGCUGUCGGCCCGGGAGGCGCCGCCGCCGCCGCCGCGGUGACCUCCAGCGUGCCAGCGCGCGGGCUCUGACGGCCGCUCGCGGCGCCUGGCUCCGGCGUGGUCGGCGAUCGAGCAGCGGCAUUGUUGCCAAGUCUGAGACAGGGAGGAAGCUUCGAAACGCUUCUUAGGUUGAUCGCCGCCGCGCCAGAGGCUGCGUCGGGCCACUGGGGGAGCUCCAGGGGGAGCCGAGCUGCAUCGGGCGCGGGGCGCCGACCC